AUGCAGAACCCAGAACGGGCAGCUGACCCCCCCACCUCGGCGACUCUGGGCCCUGCAGCAGGCCCCGCGAACGUAGCCCAGACUGUACCCGCCUCCCCGCAGCGGGUGCUGGUCCAAGCAGUUGGUUCUACCCCCAAAGGGGCCCAGAUGCAACCCAUGUCUCUCCCCAGAGUCCAGCCGGUGCCUCAGCAGGUCCAGCCCGUGCAGCAUGUGUAUCCACCGCAGGUGCAGUACGUGGAAGGGGGAGACGCUGUCUACACCAAUGGAGCCUUACGGACCGCCUAUACCUACACCCCUGACCCCCAGCUCUACGCCCCCAGCAGCGCCGCUUCCUACUUCGAGGCCCCCGGCGGAGCGCAGGUGACCAUGGCGGGCUCCUCGCCACCCACGGUGCCCUCGCACAGCAUGGUGGGCAUCGCCAUGGACGUCGGGGGCAGCCCCAUUGUCUCGGGCGCCGGAGCCUACCUCAUCCACGGAGGCAUGGAUAGCACCAAGCACUCCCUGGCACACUCCUCUCGGUCCUCGCCAGCCACGCUUGAAAUGGCGAUUGAAAACCUCCAAAAAAGCGAAGGGAUCACAUCACACAAAAGCGGUUUACUCAACAGCCAUCUCCAGUGGCUCUUGGACAAUUAUGAAACCGCAGAAGGGGUCAGCCUGCCCCGGAGUUCUCUGUACAACCAUUACCUUCGUCAUUGCCAAGAGCACAAGCUGGACCCGGUCAACGCCGCCUCCUUCGGGAAGCUCAUCCGUUCUGUGUUCAUGGGCCUGCGGACCCGGCGCCUGGGAACCAGGGGCAACUCCAAGUAUCACUACUAUGGGAUCCGGCUGAAGCCAGACUCACCGCUGAACCGGCUGCAGGAGGACACGCAGUACAUGGCCAUGCGCCAGCAGCCGCUGCACCAGAAGCCCAGGUACCGGCCGGCCCAGAAGACAGACUCGGACACAGCCUCUCACAGCAGCCCACACAGCACACCCGAGCAGGCCAUGGCCGCCCAAAGCCAGCACCACCAGCAAUACAUUGACGUCUCCCAUGUCCUAACGGAGUUCCCAGCACCCAACUUGGAGGAUGCCGUGCUUCAGGACCAUGUCACGCUGCAGGAUGUCAAGACUCUGCAGCUGGUGUACCGGCGCCUCUGCGAGGCCACCCUGGACGUCGUGAUGAACCUUCAGUUCCACUACAUCGAGAAGCUCUGGCUGGCUUUCUGGAACUCUAAAACCUUGGCGGGUGACCGUCCCACCUCUCUUCCUGGCAGCGAAGAUGAAGCGGAAGGCCCCGUUCUCCCAAAGGACAAGCUGGUGUCACUGUGUAAAUGCAAGCCCAUUCUCAAGUGGAUGAGGAACUGCGACCACAUCCUGUACCAGGCCCUGGUGGAGAUCCUCAUCCCCGAUGUCCUGCGGCCGGUGCCCAGUACCCUGACACAGGCCAUUCGGAACUUUGCCAAGAGCCUGGAAGGCUGGUUGACCAAUGCCAUGAGUGACUUCCCACAGCGAGUCAUCCAGACCAAGGUGAGCGUGGUCAGCGCCUUUGCACAGACGCUGCGGCGUUACACGUCACUCAACCACCUGGCGCAGGCGGCCCGGGCUGUGCUCCAGAACACGUCACAGAUCAGCCAGAUGCUCAGCGACCUCAACCGCGUGGAUUUCGCCAACGUGCAGGAGCAGGCGUCUUGGGUGUGCCAGUGUGAGGAGAGCGUGGUGCAACGGCUGGAGCAGGACUUCAAGCUGACCCUGCAGCAGCAUAGUUCCCUGGACCAGUGGGCCGGCUGGCUGGACAACGUGGUGACGCAGGUGCUGAAGCAGCACGCGGGCAGCCCCACCUUCCCCAAGGCCGCCCGGCAGUUCCUGCUCAAGUGGUCCUUCUACAGCUCCAUGGUGAUCCGGGAUCUGACCCUGCGUAGCGCUGCAAGCUUCGGCUCCUUCCACCUCAUCCGGCUGCUCUAUGAUGAGUACAUGUUCUACCUGGUGGAGCACCGCGUGGCCCAGGCCACCGGGGAGACACCCAUCGCGGUGAUGGGCGAGUUCAACGAUGUGGCCUCACUGUCGCUGACGCUGCUUGACAAAGAUGACAUGGGCGAGGACCACUGCAGCGAGGCGGACUCGGAGGCCCGCAGCCUGGGGGAGCCCCUGGUGAAGCGGGAGCGCAGCGAGCCCAGUCACUCGCUGCAGGACAUUUAGUGGCGCCACGGCCACAGCCGCCGCUGUGCCUUCGGGCUCUGUGCCCCCCCCUUCGUGCCUGACCUGCCGGGUAGGCGUGCCCAGGGGCAGCGCCCUUCAUCCUUCACCCGCCGAUCAACUCCAGACCCCGUGCCCCAUCUCCCAACCCCUACACAUCUGCUCCACACCACCGGCCCUCCGCGCCAGCCGCUGUCAUCCCUGAGGCAUCCACCGAGGCCAUGUCCUACUCCCUCCCCGCACCCCAAAAAUACCAAGUGGAGCUCUGCCCUGGGACCUUCCUGGGCAGA
This is a messenger RNA of Suncus etruscus (white-toothed pygmy shrew), 2462 nucleotides long. It is a transcript of the gene RFX2, whose product is annotated as regulatory factor X2. NCBI's taxonomy places the organism in Eukaryota, Metazoa, Chordata, Mammalia, Eulipotyphla, Soricidae. Gene Ontology annotation, molecular function: DNA-binding transcription factor activity, RNA polymerase II-specific; RNA polymerase II cis-regulatory region sequence-specific DNA binding. The record is from RefSeq and is a predicted model, not a curated record. The transcript has 17 exons. Gene Ontology annotation, cellular component: nucleus. Gene Ontology annotation, biological process: regulation of transcription by RNA polymerase II. The coding region runs from base 1 to 2175 and encodes 724 amino acids.